UUCAGUUUCGAUUUGAUUUGAUUUGAUUCGUGACAGUUGGUGUUCGUGUUUGAGAACAAGGUUGGAAUUUCAAUCCAAGAAAUGGCUGCAAGGCAAAGGCCUUCUAGGGAGUACUCAGAAAAGAGUACAAGAUGUACGGAACAAACAAAUGAAGGUACGAGAUGUCAGAGAAGAACCUGUCACAGAAGUGGGAUUUGUGGACAACAUCUCAAGAAUUACUCAGAUGCAGAAAUCAGGAGAUUAGUCCGCGCGAGCCAACAUGGCCAAGGGAGGCGAGGAGGACGUCGCCGGCCAAGAGAACAAGAAAGGGCCAGGGCGCAACAAUGUGCUGCACUCACUCAAAAACAUUUGCAGUGCAAGAGAGCUGCAAAAACCGAGGGUCUAUGCACUCAACAUUAUAACAUCCAACGGAGGCAGCGUGAGGACAUGGAACAGGUGGGAGGUGGGGAGGGAGUGGUAGGGGAGGUGCUGGGGGAGCAGGGAGGGGAGGAUCUGGGGGUGAUGGAGGUUGGGGCGGAGGAGGUGGUUGGGGAUGUGGGAGGGGAGGAGGUGGUUGGAGUGGGCGGGGAGGGGGAGGAGGAGGUUGGGGGGGAGGAGUGGCAGGCGUGGGCAAGGGAGGUGGUGGGGUUUAGGGGGAGGACCCCGAGGGAGUUAGGGUUUAGGAUGUAUGUUAUAAGGGAGGAGGUAGAGGUGGAAGAGGUUGUGGAGGAGCAGGGGGUUGUGGAGCUGAAUGCAACCCAGUCAGCUACACUUGGAUGCAUUGGAGGUGGAGGGAUUGAGUUAUUUUAG
Messenger RNA from Lytechinus variegatus (green sea urchin), 789 nucleotides. RefSeq lists its product as uncharacterized. Lineage: Eukaryota; Metazoa; Echinodermata; Echinoidea; Temnopleuroida; Toxopneustidae. The record is from RefSeq and is a predicted model, not a curated record. The transcript has 7 exons. The coding region runs from base 82 to 789 and encodes 235 amino acids.